GUUCCUUGUCGAAGCUCCAGCGCUCAUCCCAGCCCAGGACCUCACAGCACACCCGCCAAUUGCCCGGCCCGACACCACCACAAUGGCCUCCAAGCUGUGCCCGAUGCUCUUCAGGACGGCGGCCGCCCGCUCGGUCGCCCGUGCCGCGCCGCGGCCCCAGAUCCGCAACUUCACAGCCGCCGCCGCCCGGAGAAGCGACACCUUGAUGGUGCACCGCGACACACCCGAGAACAAUGCCGACAUCCCGUUCAAGUUCAACGCGCAGAACGAGAAGCUCAUCGCCGAGAUCCUCAAGCGGUACCCCCCGCAGUACAAGAAGGCGGCCGUCAUGCCCAUCCUCGACCUCGGCCAGCGCCAGCACGGCUUCACCUCGAUCAGCGUCAUGAACGAGGUGGCCCGCCUACUCGAGAUGCCCCCGAUGCGCGUCUACGAGGUCGCCUCGUUCUACACCAUGUACAACCGGACGCCCGUGGGCAAGUUCUUUGUCCAGGCCUGCACGACGACCCCCUGCCAGCUCGGCGGCUGCGGCAGCGACGUCAUUGUCAAGACGAUCAAGGAGGAGCUGGGCAUCAAGCAGGGCGAGACGACCAAGGACGGCCUCUUCACCUUCAUCGAGGUCGAGUGCCUCGGCGCCUGCGUCAACGCCCCCAUGGUCCAGAUCAACGACGACUACUACGAGGACCUGACCCCCGAGACCACCCGGCAGCUCAUCACCGCCCUGCGCGACAGCGCCAACGCCACCGGCGACGCGGCGGCCGCCAAGAAGGUCCCCGCGCCGGGCCCUCUGAGCGGUCGCCAGUCGUGCGAGCACAGCGGCGGACAGACCAACCUAACGAGCCAGCCGUGGGGUAUCGAGACUACGAGGUCUGACCUGUAGAGGAGGGGCGGGGAUUGUUGGUGGUAGUGUAGCGUAGAAGGGAGGGCUUGGUUGGUUGGCUGGUUUUGAACCAAGUAUGCGGCGUAUUUCACUCGAUGCAAUAGAUGGGAUGUCUAGAAAGUUGGACAGCAACAAUCUACUGUCUCCACCUGAAGCAGCGUGCGGGGGAACCACCAUCUGAACCCUUCGAAAACCUUGUACAUACAGAUGCGGAAAUGCGAAACUUUUAUUUGCCCUGGUCAAAUCCCAUGAGGGGAGUGCUUUGUAAUGAUGGCAAGCUAGACCUGUGAAGCAAGUCGCAUUGGCGACGGGAGGAAAGUGUUACUGAGAGAGCCGCCUGUGCCGAGUGUUGAAAAUCCGACCGGGGGGCAAUCUGGGAGUCUCCCGCUGCUUGCCCUCCCGUGCGACUACA
Microdochium trichocladiopsis is the source of this 1289-nucleotide messenger RNA. Its product is annotated as thioredoxin-like [2Fe-2S] ferredoxin-domain-containing protein. Lineage: Eukaryota; Fungi; Ascomycota; Sordariomycetes; Xylariales; Microdochiaceae. The transcript has 3 exons. The coding region runs from base 83 to 877 and encodes 264 amino acids. The record is from RefSeq and is a predicted model, not a curated record. Gene Ontology annotation, molecular function: NADH dehydrogenase activity.